AUGUCAGAGCUUUUUCUCAAAACAAGUGUAUCUAUCCGGUCCUUCGUCAAACCUGUGGCGAACCGUGCCGACGCGGACAGUGAUGCAUGUUACACUUCAUUUGCUAGCUACAAAAAUGGGUGCAUGGCAGAAUUCUUCGCAGCACUCCCAGAGGAACAGCAUGAUGAUGCUUCAGGUAGUAAUGGUUAUUUUCAAAUGCUUAAAGUGGCAGUCAGCGCACAACGGUCCUCUGCUGUUAGUCAAAUCAGAUUGAACGGCUCUUGGUUGUUUGCCGGGUACAACUUGCCAGAUAUAUUGUGGAGCACUGACAACGGGGCUGGCCGUCUUGCUUCGUUAGAACUGCAAUCAAUGCUAAAGUUCCCGAAUGACACAGUCCAGUACCCUCACCUCGCAUCCAUUCUCUAUUCUGAUCUCAAGCAAUCCAACACGGGGCUUUUCCAGAAUCCUGUCCUUCCGCAAUUCGCUGCUUCGGGGGGCGUGCAAGAGAUAUGGGCUCUUGGUGUGCCUUGGAAGCGAUGUGGGGUCUUAGAAGAAGACCUAAACCCUGACACAUUUGAUGUCUCUGAUGAUGACUCAGAAGGUUCACACGGUUCAUCGCCAAGCGCUCAUAAGGCGCCAGCCUUGGAAGGCAGAUCCUCAAAGUUCGGACAUAAAAUCAUGGAAAAUAUGCCAAUUGACUCCUUUUAA
Pleurotus ostreatus (oyster mushroom) is the source of this 687-nucleotide messenger RNA. RefSeq lists its product as uncharacterized. The record is from RefSeq and is a predicted model, not a curated record. Lineage: Eukaryota; Fungi; Basidiomycota; Agaricomycetes; Agaricales; Pleurotaceae. The transcript is spliced from 3 exons. The coding region runs from base 1 to 687 and encodes 228 amino acids.